Abrus precatorius (Indian licorice) is the source of this 3696-nucleotide messenger RNA. RefSeq names its product GDSL esterase/lipase At2g04570-like. The record is from RefSeq and is a predicted model, not a curated record. NCBI's taxonomy places the organism in Eukaryota, Viridiplantae, Streptophyta, Magnoliopsida, Fabales, Fabaceae. Gene Ontology annotation, molecular function: hydrolase activity, acting on ester bonds. The transcript has 3 exons. The coding region runs from base 51 to 1121 and encodes 356 amino acids.
UAGUCCACUCCAAAGUAACCCCAAACAACAAGCAUACACACAAACUAACAAUGGAAAAAAUGCAUGGAAAAACACUAUCACUAUGCUCCCACAUUGUGCUUCAAUUACUCAUCACCCUUGUGGCCAAAACUAAUGCAAAGGUUCCUGCACUCAUCGUCUUCGGUGACUCUUCGGUGGAUGCGGGUAACAACAAUUACAUACCAACGAUUGCACGGAGCAAUUUCCAACCAUAUGGGCGUGACUUUGAAGGUGGAGAAGCAACUGGGAGAUUCUGCAAUGGGAGAAUACCCACUGAUUUUAUAUCUGAGUCUUUUGGGCUCAAACAAAAUGUGCCUCCAUAUUUGGAUCCUAGCUAUAAUAUUUCAGAUUUUGCCACUGGGGUCACUUUUGCUUCUGCAGCAACGGGUUACGAUAACGCUACUUCAGCUGUUCUGUCUGUGAUACCAUUAUGGAGGCAAUUAGAGUACUACAAAGGAUACCAAAAGAAGUUAAGUGCUUAUCUUGGUGAAAGCAAGGCAAACGAGACCAUAGCCGAAGCAUUACACAUGAUGAGUCUUGGAACAAACGACUUUCUUGAGAACUACUAUACAAUGCCUGGUAGAGCAUCUCAAUACACACCCCAACAGUACCAAACUUUUCUGGCUGGCAUAGCUGAGAACUUCAUCAGGAACCUCUAUGGUCUUGGUGCUAGGAAGAUAUCCUUAGGAGGGUUACCUCCUAUGGGGUGCCUGCCAUUGGAGAGAACCACAAAUAUUGUUGGUGGGAAUGACUGUGUUUCUAGGUACAAUGAUGUUGCUUUGGAGUUCAAUGAUAAGCUCAAGAAUUUGACCACUAAGCUCAACCAAGAGCUCCCUGGACUCAAUUUGGUGUUCUCAAAUCCGUAUUACGUUAUGUUGCAUAUAAUAAGAAAACCUGAAGUUUAUGGGUUUGAAUCAACUUCAGUGGCGUGUUGUGGCACUGGAAUGUACGAGAUGGGUUAUGCAUGCAGCAGGGGUGGCAUGUUCAGUUGUUCAGAUGCUUCCAAAUAUGUGUUUUGGGACUCUUUCCAUCCAACUGAGAAGACUAAUAGUAUCGUUGUAAAGUACUUGAUGCUGCGUGUUUUACAUAAAUUUUUACAAUAAAUAACUACUUGUGGAAUUUUAUUUAUGUACUGUAAUCUCGUCAUGUUUGUACAUUCACCAUAAAAUGCCUUUUGGGCCUUCCAAUGAAUGACUGCAUGUCGAUGUGUACAUAUAUAAAAAUGCUAGUACAGCACGUUAACUAUAAAAUGUGCUGAUAAUUAAAAAUAAAUCGUUUUGUUGAGUAGUAUAUAGUAUCAUCGAUUAUACUUGUCAGGCAGUUUAGCUUACUGGAAUAGACAUUCAGGCAGGUAUCUUCCAUGUAUGCUUUCCUUCCCAUAUUUAUGUCCUAUUUAAUGCGAAGUCGAAGAUCAUGUUGGGUUUUAGAUUGGAUCAACCACUCUCUCUCUCUCUCUCUGUGUGUGUGUGUGUGUGUGUAUGUGUGUGUGUUAUGGAGUAUCUAACAAAGUCCUAGUGAAAAAAUCAGUGCAAUCGUGUAAAUUUUAAGCAGCAUAUACUUCAAGAAGUAAAAGACUAAAAGCAUUUUGAUGGCUUGUGGGAUAUACUUUUGAUUAUAGCUCAGGAACAAGAAGAAAAGUUGCUGGGUUAUAUUAACUUACUGCAUUGCAUCACACUUUAGACCAAAGGAAAUGCUUUUGUCAGAAGAAAUCAUGUCAUGUGUAGUGUACACAGAGCAAGAAACAGGGUUUAAGAUUCUUUAAAUAAACCCAACUGUGAAUAUCCAUAGAUCCAUAUAUAAAUAAACUAAAAGGUUGCUUUAUCUUAAGAAGAAAUUUUCAAUAUACAUUUCAGUUCCAAAAUAUCCCUCCACUAAAGAUAUUAUAGCCUAUCCUCUGUCACGAUUCCGAUGCUGUUUCUUCUUUUGGUUGUUGAUUUCAUCAUACAUGAAGCUUGUUUGGUUUCCAUUGAUUAGCAUUAACAGCUUAUCCCAGAGCGAGAAUCUGGUUAUGGAUAUAUACUUGAUUGAUACACAAAAGAUAUGGCAAAGAAGCCGUCUUUGAAGGUAAUCACCUUAAUUACCAUGAAGCAAUACAAUUAAAAACGCAGUUUCGCUUUUCCUGAUUACAUUUAUCAAACAUCUUCAACUGAAGACAGUUGGUCUUCAUUGGGAUUUGUUUAAUGAUAAUCAAUUGUUCAGAAUAAAAGAAAAUAGUUAAAACCAAAUCAUAUAAAUAAUAAUAAUACACACCUUAGUAACACUUCAAUGACCUCAGUCUAAUCAGACAUCAAGAAUGAGAAAAAAAAGUAAAGAGAAACUAAAGGAUGAAUCAACAAUUAAAUAGAUUUUUUUAAUGUGCAUUUUCUUUUAAAAAAAAGAAAAAAGCCUAUUCAUUUACGAAGGAACUUCCUAUCGCCAAAAAUAAAAAAUAAAAAUUGUAUUUUGGGUAAAAUGAGUUAGCAAGGCAUAUUUUAAGAUAAAUAGACAUCCAGACAAAACUUAAGGGAAGAGUUAGCUCUAAUCCUUUUGCGAUAAUCUCUUUAGACCUUCCCAGACUGUUGAACCUUCAGGAUGCACAUUCACAAAGUAUUUUACAAACUUUUCCUCAGAGGAUGCAAGAAUAGUGCUCAAGGUCAUCAUUGGUUUUGCUGCUUUCCUUUCCUUCACCCAUGCAUACAUUGAAAGUCUGAGCGUAAUUCUCCCCAAAUCAUAGCAUAAGUAUACUGGAAAUGCCACAACAGAUUCUAAUGGGUAACCUAAAAUGUUUCUUAAGAAAUCAAUCUUCUUUUGAAUUACAACUUUGUUCUGGUUUAGAAUCAUAGGAGCCUGUUUUAUCAUUUUGAUUGCAAUGUUAUAGUCCAAACCAGCUUGAACCAGGCAAUCAAACCUCUCCUGUAAUUGAUCACCUCUCCCUCGGAACCUUUUUACUGCUUUUGCCAUCUCCUCAGAGUUCUCUGCAUAUCCCAGUUUCAGCAAGAACGUUGUUUUCUCUAAAUGCUUGCUUGGGUCAUCACACGAUAGCUGUACAGCACUAUUCUGUUUCAGUUUUGAAGCCAAACUAAUAAGCUUCCGUGGAUCAUCCUUUAUGAUUUGGCAUAAAUCAGCUUUUCCAAUUUUUAACUGCCAACAAACAGCUUUAGGACCUUUCAAGGGAUGCAAGCUCAGGAGAUGCAUGUGUUUAGCCAAAAUGUGUGAAAUGUCUUUUGUUUCCAUUCCAACAUAACACAAAAAACCAAUCACUCUCAAGAGAUUUUUGGCACAUUUAUUUGACAUGAUAUAGGGAUAUUCUAUAAAAGAAGAAUAAAUCACAUUCUUACUGAGACCUAACUUUAAUGAUAGACCCAAAAAUGCAUACAGCUUCUUCCCAAUACCUUCCAUCAAUAAUACAGGGUUUUCCUUGAACAAAUUGUGCAUCUGUUUCUCAGAAUAGCCCACUUUAUGAAGAAAUUGCAUAGCAUCAAGCAUUCUUUUCAAGUCAUAACUUUUUGAACAAGACAAAUAUUUCCCAAUCCAAUCAUGUUCAAUACCAAUUUUCUUCAACCAAUCAAGAAUCAUGACCAAUUCACGGCUUGUUUCACCAACCAAAAGUGAAGGGCAACAAACAGCAAGCUUGAUGACCACGGAUCUACUCAAACACAAAUUCUCGUAAGCUCGAAUUUUUGACAACAACAGUUCACU